Pollicipes pollicipes is the source of this 2083-nucleotide messenger RNA. RefSeq names its product mediator of DNA damage checkpoint protein 1. The coding region runs from base 1 to 1560 and encodes 519 amino acids. The record is from RefSeq and is a predicted model, not a curated record. The transcript has 7 exons. NCBI's taxonomy places the organism in Eukaryota, Metazoa, Arthropoda, Thecostraca, Pollicipedomorpha, Pollicipedidae.
AUGGUGGCCACGCAGCGGAUGGCGUCACCGCCAGCGGCGACGGGCGUCCACAAUACCUCGGGCUCGGAGCUGUUCCUCUCGCCGAGCCGCCACGCCAGCAGGGAGAGCGAGACGCAGGAGACCCGGCUGCUGCCGCCGAACUCGCGGGACGUGCUCCAGGUGCUGCGCAUGACCGCCUCGCCGCGGCCGUCGCCGCUCUCCGAGCGGCCCGAGUCGGAGCUGGACUCGAAGAAGGCCACGCGGGCCACGCGGGCCACGCGAGCGAAGGACCCACGGCAGGACGGAGCACCGGUCGCGCCGGCCACGCCGGCCGAGGCUGGGGCGGGCUCCAGGACGACCCGGUCCCGCGGAGGCGGUGCGGCGCAGAGGCGAGCGGUGGUGAAGGCAGAGAGGGUCCCGGCCGAGCCCUCCCCCGCCCACGUCCCUAGGCAUGACCGCGGCCGCGGGGCUGCGCCGCGCCCGCCGCAGGCGACGGAGGAGGUGGAAGAAGACGCUCCGCCAUCGUCCGCAGCCACCUCCAACCGUGGCCGCGGCCGCGGGGCCGUCCGGCGCACGACGCGGGCAGCGGAGGAGGUGGUACAAGACGCUCCGCCAUCGUCCGCAGCCACCUCCAACCAUGGCCGCGGCCGCGGGGCCGUCCGGCGCCGGACGCAGACAGCGGAGGAGGUGGAAGAAGACGCUCCGCCAUCGUCCGCAGCCACCUCCAACCGUGGCCGCGACCGCGGGGCCGUUCGGCGCCGGACGCGGACAGCGGAGGAGGUGGAAGAAGACGCUCCGCCAUCGUCCGCAGCCACCUCCAACCGUGGCCGCGGCCUCGGGGCCUUCGCCAGAACCGCCAGGACCAGCCGACGUCGAGCGGCCGAUGACGACACGGAAUCCGAUUCGAGGCAUGAAGACAGCUCUGUCGUCACUGUCUCCUCCCAAGUGUCGCUGCGGUCGGUGGGGGGAUCUCGUCGCGGCGCCUCGGCGCGCGGCCGACCCCGCGUGCUGUUUACCGGCUUCUCCAGCCCGCAAAACGAGCGCGCAGUGACGGCGCUGGGUGGCGAGAUGGUCAAGCGGCCUGCUGAGUGUACGGUUCUCGUCACGACGGAAGUCAAACGGACAAUCAAAUUUAUGGCCUGCUUCGCACGAGGCAUUCCUAUCGUAUCGCCGGCGUGGCUGACCAAGUCCAAGCAAGCAAAGUUCUUCCUGGAUCCGUGGGAGUUCCUCGUGCGCGACGGGCCGGCCGAGAAGAAGUUUGGCUUCCAUCUUGACCUGAACCUGCGCAAGGCAAGCCGCAGCGCCCAUCCGCUGCUGCGCGGCUGGUCGUUCUACGUGACGCCGCACGUGGUGCCGCCGCCGGACCAGCUGCGAGAGAUCGUCGAGUGCGCCGGCGGCGUGUUCCUGGCUGGACCGCCGCGCAGUGCGGCCGACCGGCUGCUGGUGGUCUCGUGCGUGGCCGACACGGCCAGCUGGACGGCGGCGCGCCGGCUCCACCUACCGGUCGUGUCGGCCGAGCUGCUGCUCAGCGGCAUCCUCCAGCAGCGGGUGGACGUCGACGCGCACCGCCUGUUGGCCUGAGCCGAGCGCGCCCCGCCGGCGACGGUCGAGGGGUCCCGGCCAGCGGUGGCGGCCAAGUGCCAUUGUACCUGGUUGAGCUGGCGCGAGGCAGGACGGUACAGGGGCCACAGCGGUGGUUACCAGCCGUUCUGUAGGGGCACGCGUGAGUGGUUCAGGGCGGUUUGGAGGAACAGUGUGUGCCAAGUCGAGCGCCCUCCCGUCUCUCGUGAUAUUGAUGAGAACGUGGGCUGUUUGUGAGGUGUGGUGCCAUGCACAGUGCAGAGCGACUGCGUCAGGGCUGCUCGAUAGCAUACUAACGCGGAUUGGAAUUAUGACAAGCUUCAGAUCUGCAUGUGCAUUAGGCAGGAGGACUUUUCGAUACGCUUGGCUUCCAGUGAAAGUAUCCUCGUGAACGUGCGACAAAAUGAAGUGUACCUGAUCAUGGGAUGUGGAAGGUUGGAUGGGAUAAUGUGGGAUUAUUUUUAGUGAUAUGCGAAGUGCUGUUGCAUGAGUAUGUGUGUCUUGUCCUUGCGAGGAAAAUAAA